Molecule: messenger RNA, 1280 nt
Organism: Gossypium raimondii (Peruvian cotton)
Lineage: Eukaryota; Viridiplantae; Streptophyta; Magnoliopsida; Malvales; Malvaceae
Product: probable pectate lyase 4
Exons: 5
Coding region: 106-1128 (340 amino acids)
Molecular function (GO): pectate lyase activity
Source: RefSeq, a predicted model, not a curated record
ACCAAACACGCCUUAAGUAACGGAAAGCAACGACUUCUCAGAACAUCUCGGACACCAAUAAAACGACAGCGUACUAAGCAAAACAACAGCAGCAACAAAAAUAACAUGGCAUCGCUUCCGUACGCCGACGUGGACAGUACCCAAAGAGCAAUCGCCGGUCAAGCCGAGGGCUUCGGCCGGUUCGCAGUCGGUGGUCUCCACGGCCCUCUAGUCACGGUCACCACUUUAUCCGACUUAUUUUUUACAUAUAAUUUCCUUGAAGACGACGGUCCGGGUUCUCUCCGAGACGCUUGCCGGAAUCCGGGACCGGGUUGGAUCGUGUUCAAAGUGUCGGGAACAAUCCGAUUAUCGACGUACUUAAGCGUGGGCUCUCACAAGACAAUUGAUGGACGAGGCGAAAGGGUAAAGCUGACGGGGAAAGGGUUGAGAUUGAAAGAAUGUGAGAAUGUGAUUGUUUGUAAUAUGCAAUUUGAAGGUGGAAGAGGACACGAUGUUGAUGGGAUUCAAGUAAAGCCAAAUUCGAAGCAUAUUUGGAUCGAUAGGUGUAGUUUUAAAGAUUAUGAUGAUGGCUUGAUUGAUAUUACUAGAGGAAGCACUGACAUCACUGUUUCUAGAUGUUACUUCACUCAACAUGACAAGACAAUGCUCAUUGGAGCAGAUCCUACUCAUGUAGGAGAUAGGUGCAUCCGAGUGACGAUCCACCAUUGCUUCUUCGAUGGAACUCGGCAAAGGCAACCUCGUCUUAGAUUUGGGAAGGUUCAUUUGUAUAACAAUUACACUCGAAACUGGGACAUUUAUGCUGUUUGUGCAAGUGUAGAAGCCCAGAUAUAUUCUCAAUGCAACAUAUAUGAAGCAGGAAAGAAGAAGAAAACUUUUGAGUUUUAUACCGAGAAGGCAGGGGAUAGGGAAGAGGCGAGUUCAGGUGUAAUAAGAUCGGAAGGAGACCUGUUUUUGAAUGGUGCACAAUCAUGCUUAUUAGCAGCAGGCAGUGGGGAAGGAAGUGUGUUCCACCCAAGUGAAUAUUAUAAAACAUGGACAAUGGAAGCUCCCUCGGACUCUUUGAAACAAGUUCUUCAAGUAUGCACAGGUUGGCAACCUGUUCCUCGGCUUCUUGAUCACCAUAAGUGAUGAUUGUAUUUAGUGCUUUUUUCUUUAUGAAUCUAAUUUAUGUGUUUUAAAUAGCUAACGAGGGGUAAAAGGAAUUAACUAACGAGAGGUAAAAGGCUAUGGAAACCCUGUAUUAGAAAAUAAAUUAUAUUUUGCUCUCCAUUCAAAAAGCA